Messenger RNA from Selaginella moellendorffii, 604 nucleotides. RefSeq lists its product as uncharacterized. The transcript has 2 exons. NCBI's taxonomy places the organism in Eukaryota, Viridiplantae, Streptophyta, Lycopodiopsida, Selaginellales, Selaginellaceae. Bases 8 to 460 code for a protein of 150 amino acids. The record is from RefSeq and is a predicted model, not a curated record.
GGCAACAAUGCGCGCCGGGGAUGGAGUGCUCAAUCGGCUCCAGCGCUUCCUUCUCAGCCGCGAGCGCUCACAGGUCUUCCCACAUUCCCGAUUCCUAGCACCAGCGCCAGCGCUGGAGCCCGGAAUCUCGCCCAGGGUUUCGUGCUUCUUCUUCUCCACGGGUUCCAAUCCGAUCAACUCGCCUCCAGCGCCAUCGCAUGAGCAAGGCGGGCGAGAGGAACCCCCACGGCCGCCGCCGCCGCCAUCACCGGCGUCGUGGAUCCGCGCCAAACUCACGGACCUGGGCCGGGAUCUCAAGCUGGUGCCGCCGCUGGCCAGAUCCCUGGGCCUCGCCGGCGCCAUCCCCUUCGUCGCGCUCUCGCCCCCGAUCGCCUACGUCCUCCCGCUGCUGCUGCUGCUCGCCAAGGAUUUGCCGCGCAGGGUGGAAUCCAAGAUCGAGGCGGCCAGGAAGGAGCGUUGAAUUGGAGGUAGCUUAGCUUGUGUUUCUUAUGCCCAAGUUGUCUAUAGUCAUGUAGUAUGCCAUAUGCCCAAGACUGGCAUCUGUGGAAAACCCUGGUUUUUGCAGUGUAUCACCGGCAUUUUGAGAAUGAUCUUGCGUUACGUU